This is a messenger RNA of Sinocyclocheilus rhinocerous, 297 nucleotides long. Its product is annotated as glutathione S-transferase Mu 1-like. The annotation marks the transcript as partial. Gene Ontology annotation, molecular function: glutathione transferase activity. NCBI's taxonomy places the organism in Eukaryota, Metazoa, Chordata, Actinopteri, Cypriniformes, Cyprinidae. The record is from RefSeq and is a predicted model, not a curated record. The transcript has 4 exons. Gene Ontology annotation, biological process: glutathione metabolic process.
GGUGCUAAGUAUGAGGAGAAGUUCUAUGCUUGUGGUGAGGCUCCCAACUAUGACAAAAGCUGUUGGUUUAAUGAGAAAGACAAACUUGGGAUGGACUUUCCUAAUUUGCCCUAUCUAGAGGAUGGAGACACAAAAGUAGUCCAAAGCAAUGCCAUAAUGAGAUACAUCGCCCGCAAACACAACCUCUGUGGGGAAACUGAAGAAGCGCAGGUGAGAGUUGACAUCUUGGAAAACCAGGCAAUGGAUUUCCGUAAUGGUUUUGUCCAGCUCUGCUAUGGAGACUUUGUGAGUGAUUGA